Messenger RNA from Aplysia californica (California sea hare), 2736 nucleotides. RefSeq lists its product as uncharacterized. Bases 470 to 1960 code for a protein of 496 amino acids. The transcript has 2 exons. Gene Ontology annotation, cellular component: membrane. Gene Ontology annotation, molecular function: G protein-coupled peptide receptor activity. Gene Ontology annotation, biological process: neuropeptide signaling pathway. Lineage: Eukaryota; Metazoa; Mollusca; Gastropoda; Aplysiida; Aplysiidae. The record is from RefSeq and is a predicted model, not a curated record.
AACUUGCAAGGAAAGAGCCGGGCUGUCCUCGCAUGGCACUCCAGAAUUAUUGAGCCCGAGAUAGUGGCGGCUAUAAAGCUGCUCGUGAUUAUUCAUUUUUUUCUCGAAGAGAGAACACCACUACAGUCAUCAUAGUUAUCGUUGUAACCCAGACAUUGUGAAAAGAUAUUGUUUCUUGUGUUUAAGGUAAUCGCCAGAAGAAAAAAAAUCCUAGUUAACGUGAAUGAAUUGUACAUACAAAUUUCACGUGUUUUGCUCAAAACAUUUCCUGGAUAUUUUUGCUGUCUUUACUGCGGGGGCUCAGAACGUGACGCCUUAUCGCUGGUUCCCAAGGGCGCCAGAAAGAAUGCAUCUUCGAUCAAUUCCGUAAACAUACUUGUGUUUCAUUUUGUUGGUUAUCAACUCUCAAGAAACCAUAAAACACAUUCAUCGCUUACGGAGAUUGCAAAGGACGUUGGGUGCUGUGAAGAUGGGCGCCGGUUACAACACCAGUGAGGGAGCGCUGAUGAGCCUGAACGACUACAUCGUGGCCCAGCAGGUCGUCGCCUACAGCGGCAUCCUCAUCUCCAUCUUCGGCACCGUCAGCAACUGCAUCAACAUCAAAACAUUUCUCGCCAUGGGCAUCAGAGAUGGAGUCAUUGUUUCUUUCCUCAGUUUGUCCAUCUCUGAUCUUUUGACCUCGAUCAUGACCUUCAUCCUUAGCGUAUGUUUAGUGCUUCAUGUUCUGGAGAUUUCCAAGGGGAUCAUCUUUUCCCACCAGCCUCGCAUGCUGGCUAUUUUCGCCGUAGAUCUCGGAUUCAUGACUUACUUGGUCACAGUUCUGACCACUAUGUACAUCGCUGUGACUCGAUGUUUGUGUGUAGUAAGACCAUUGCAUUUUAAAAACACGUUUAGCCGUUCUCGUUCCAUCGCCAUUUUGGUUUCCUUCAACUUUCUCGCGAUAUCUAGCUACAUUCCUCUGUUCGCGAACCAAGGAGUCCAGAAACAGUUCUCUAAAAAGCUGAACCGUACACGAUUCGACAUUUGGUUGAGCCCAGAGAGGGAGAAAAUCAAAGAUGGGUUGUUCCUUGUAACUCAGACCAUUAUCCCCUUUGUUACAGAGUUCGUUAUUAUUGUUUGUGUGAUGGUCAUGAUAAAUAGUUUGCGAAAGGCGUCUCGAUUUCGAAAGUCGGCAUCAUCGGCAUGGACCUUACCCUCCAUCCAAACUGGAAGGCUACAACACGUAGAAAAGAUGAAAGAAAAACAAACCAGUCCCAGCAUCGUGGAGAUUUCCGAACUGUACCAAGUCGCUAUUGAACAAGACACUGACACCCAAAACAAAACAGUCAACAACAGAGACGAUGAAUAUUUUACAGACACGCCAAGCACAGAGUGUAGCGAACCAGCGCUAGAGAAUGUGGCAGACAGUCAUUGUUCUUCGACAACAAAAUUGUCGUGUAUCAGUUCUGCGUAUUGCAUAUCGGAAGGGCUUAUUUCAACACAAGAUUUUGAAAAAACGAUCCCACAAACCGAUGUGACCAUUGUUACAGAAGUCAACAGAAUAAACUUGCAAAAUGUGAAUGGUAGGAAGACUUCAGGACCGCUGAACCCAACUCCGAAAGAUUCCCAUGACUACGGCAGGGAGCCCAUCCUGGGCCUAAGCGGGAGAGACCUCCAGGUGGUGAACCAGGUAGUGCUCAUCAGCGUCAUCUUCAUCGUCCUAAACACCCCGUCUAUGGUCACAGGCGUGGCAGGCGUGCUUGUGCCCGAAUUUGACGCCAACUGGGAAAAGGAUAAAUACGUUCGUCUCUACCUCUUCGCCAGUUUUCUGAGGAGGGUUUUGGAGCAGAUCAACUGCUCUCUCAACAUAUUCAUUUACUUCAGAUUUAACAGCAAGUUCAGAAAUUUUUUACAGCCGAAGUGUAUUGGGCGGUUUGGACAGCGGUUUUUGGCACGGGAGUGUUCACAAGUUGAGCGGUGAUCCGCUGCUUGGCUCUUGAUAGUAAUCAGGAAUGACGUUACAUUUUUUAAUAUAUUACAUUUUUUAUAUAACUUCCGAAAAAAAAGACCCGCACAACUCUCCAACAAUGUCUUUGUCUGACCCAUGGAUUCUACUGUCGUUUGUCAUGGGCGGAACAAAAGACAUUCCUGUCUUUUGGAGGAUUAAUAUUACUAGAAUUCACACUCUAUUAUUAUGUUUAUGUACCCACCAACUGCCAGGCAGGCUGUAGACAAGGAAACAACCCUCCCCCCCUUUUUCCCUCUUCCCGCCCCAAAUCCCACUCCUCGAAACAUUUUGGAUAGAAUAUUGAAUUUAGUGGGAGACUAACGUUUCGACCCCAGUAUCUACUGUGCACGUUACUAGAUCUGUAAUGUGCACGGACACUUGGCUCGGAUUUUCAGAUUUUAGAUAAUAUUUUUAUAGUUCAUUGUUUAAGGAAACAGGACUGCCGGGGCUUCAAACACUUCUCUGGGUGUAUACCGACUCACAUCAGUAUGUAUAGACAAGGUGUGAUUUGACUUUUUUGGCUGAACAUUACAUUAUGAAUACUACAUGGAAUAUAGAGUUUAAUAUUAUACGAAAGCGUAUAAUAAUAUAUGCCCUACGCAAAACGUUUCCAAACUUCGGCCAUGAUUGUGAUCGUUUCACUUUAAAGAUGAAUGUGUCAUUUAAUAACUGUAACAACUUGUUCUAAUCUUCUAUAACAUUUCUAAUAUAUUUCUUUUCUCUGAGCAUAAUUAAAGGCUGUACAUGUG